Molecule: messenger RNA, 1245 nt
Organism: Trichomonas vaginalis G3
Lineage: Eukaryota; Parabasalia; Trichomonadida; Trichomonadidae
Product: (methyl)glyoxal oxidase
Exons: 1
Coding region: 1-1245 (414 amino acids)
Source: RefSeq, a predicted model, not a curated record
AUGAAAUCUAAGAAGAACUUACCACGUAAGUCUAAUUAUCUUUAUGACUUUGCGGCUCACCCAGAUCCUCGAGAUGUUGUAUGUGGUCUCCUAAAUGGUGUGGAUAUACUUCUUGUUGAUCCAAACUUAUAUCCUGCCAUUGUUGAUCCGUUAAAUCUGUAUAAAGGAAGAUAUAUGGACUCUGGUGAUGAUAAAGUAGUUGAAAAGAUAGAAUUUAUCUUAGAUUAUAUGAAAAAAUACCCCGAAAGACAAAUGAUGGCACAAAAAUUUGCACCAUUAACAAGAGCUCCUCGUCCGAAACCAAAACCAUAUACACAAGAGCAAGCAGAAGAUGAAGUUCAAUAUCUAAUCGAUGGAAAUCCCUUCAAAACAUACAAUCCAGAUCAAUAUCAACAGUUGAUUGAAGUUCUACGCCAAAAACGUAAUCACUAUACCGACAUUCAAGAGUUCGAUACUGCAGAUAUGUAUUCAGACAAACUCAAACAGUUAAUUCAACUGUCUGAAGCAGCGGCUACCCUUGAAAUGUCUCAAGAACGAGCAGAAGAGCUUAAAGCGAAAGUAGCUGAAGCAGAAGAAUCAUACGAAGAUAUGAAAGUUCGUUGGAAUCGUGUUCUCAAUAAUUUUUACGCUGCUCGUAAAGAAAAUCUUACUAACCUUGUUAAAGAACAAGAAGAGGAAUACAAUAGAGCUGCUUCAAAGCUUCAAAAAUCAAGGCCAAGAUCAAUUCCAAAAGUAUCUCCAGCAUUACUUGAACUUAAGAGACGUGAAGAAAGCCUUGUUGCUGCCAAGAAAUACAUUGAAGCUUCAGAAGUGCGUGCAGAGAUAAAUAAAUUUGAAUUUACUGAAGAAAACACUUUUCAGCAGCAAUGGGAUGCAUCAACACGCCAUGCAUUGCAACAUCUUGAAAAGAAGCAUGACCAAAUAUACAAAAUCAGAGAAGCAAACUUAAAACGCGAUGAAUUGAAUUUAAUUAGAAAUAUGGAUAAUGAAUUAAAUGCAGCUCAGCAUAAAUUGGAAACUCUCAAGAAGUUAUACGAGAAAACUGAGAUGUUUAUUGCUCCUAUCCAGCAAGUUGCAAACAAUGCAAACCCAAGUCCUCCGGCAACAGCAAGAUCAUGUCUUCCACCAAUUAAAAUGCCUGCUAAGAAUGAAAAUGGCCCUGCUUCAUUCAGGCAGAGAGCUCUGUUGAAUAUGAAAAUUUAUACACGAAAGCCACCUAAAUCGGCAAGAACUUUGAAUCAUUGA